CAAGAAGAAGAAGAAUAGCAAAGAAGAAGAAUAGGGCCGUGGACCUUUUCAUUCCUCGUUUCUGUACUCUCCGUGUUUUUAGCUCCAGUGUAUCAGAAGAAUCGGUGUUGUGUUGAACUCUUUCCGUGGUUCUGCAGCGCCUCCGCCAUGAAGAAAAGCAGCUCGGAGAAGAGGCGCCAUGUGGUGGCCUGGGUCAACAAGGCAGAGUGGGACCAGGUCCUGGACCACCUCUACUCCAAGGAUCCCGCCCUGCAGAGGUUCGCUCUGCAGAGGGUCUCAGCGUGGAGGGGCCGGUAUGCCCACAACACGCCCGUGGCUGUGGACUGCACGGCCGACCUGGUGCGUGGCCAGGUCCUGGACCGGUCCGGACAGCUGAGCGGAGACGACCUGGUCCUGCUGUAUGGGGCGGCCCUGGUCCGGUUUGUGAAUCUGAUCACCGAGAGGCAGCAGGGGAGGAAAGCCCGGCCGCUGAGGCGGCUGGCCGGGAAGCUCAACAUCCCGGAGUGGCUGGUGGACCUGCGGCACGACUUCACCCAUAAGAAGCUGCCCACGCUGAAGUGGUGCCGGAAGGGAUGCAAGGUGGUUCUGGAGUGGCUGCAGCAGGAGUACUGGUCCAGGCAGCUGGGAGGGGGCGCAGGUGAGGACUGGGAGUCAGACUCUGAUGGAGAGGAGGAGGAGGAUGGUGAGCUGAGGCAGCAGGAGAGCAAUCUGCUGAGCAGGCAGAAGGAGAUGGAGGCCUACAAGACCACCCGGGAACUCCUGAUCUCCUAUGAGAGAGAGCGGUACCAGAGUCUGGACGGGGCUCAGGGGGACCGGGGCAUGGCUCCCCUUGCAGACAUGAGCUGGUUGCUGGGGGAGAUCAAGCAGUUGUCUUUGGACUCCAAUGAUCUGCUGGUCGAUGUGUUGUUGGAGGACGGGUUUCUGGUACCGACAGCCGAGCAGCUGGAAACGUUAGGCUGUGAUCCGUUUGAGACCUCCGGCUCCCCUGAACCAAGAGUCCCUCAGCCCAUCCAACGGUUCUGGCUGCCCCUGCUGAAGAUGCUCAACUCGCCCUCGUUCAUCCAGCUGGUCAUGGAGAAGCUGUUCGUGGAGCUGAAGGUGGCAGCCACCGAGCAGACGGACCUCAGGGUGUUCUACCUCUCCGCCUGGGCCUCGGAGAUCCUCCUGUGCAACAGCAACAAGUUCGUGUUCCGCUUCGAACGGAAGACGCAGAAGAAGGCUCGGAUGAAGGACAGGAUCUUCAUGAACCGCAUCCAGCUGCGGUGGCAGCAGCUGCUGUCGGCCUGCCUGGACGCUCCCUGCGGCUCCACGCCUCACCUGCUGCAGCUCAUCCUGGACGACAUGGAGCACCCGCUGCCUCAGGACACCCAGCAGAAGCUGCUCCAGCUCUGCUCCAUCUACACCCAGACCCCCGCCGUGGAGUUCAGCCUCCCCCGGGAGCAGAAGCAUCAGCCCAUAUACACCCUGGAGAGCUUGCACGAGAAGCGGCGGCAGCAGCUUAGGCGCAGCGGGGAGACGAGCGAGUCCGGUGACCUCCAGCAGAUGGAUGUUCAGGCGGAAAAAGCCAAAGUGCUCAGAGGUUCUCCGUGGCAGGUGUGUUCCGAUAAGGUCUUAUGGAAGAACUUUCCUCUCGGGAAGGUUCCUGGACAGUCGGACGACCCGUCGUCCCUCAUGGUGGAGACAUACUCAACGAUGACGGUCUGUGAGCAGCCGGUAGAGAUGGAGAGCAGCCGGGGACAGAACGCCCCGGGGGUCCCUGGACCCGCUAGGGCCACAGAAGGUCUCAUCUGGAACCAAAGCGAUGUCAACAGACUGAAAUGUGGACUCAAGCUGUUUUGAGUUGUGCUGUUCAGCAGAUAAAUUAGCUGGGGAAUCCACAAAUUCCAACUUGGUACGCAGAAUGAAAGUAUGUUGUCAGUUAUCAGUUCAGUUCAUGAAUAACUAACUGGAUGUGAGUAUAGAAAGCUGUUAAAGUGCCACCUUCUGUUUAUGGUUCACAUCAAAUAUUCACCUUUUAAUACGGUGGCAUAGUUUUAUUCACCAUGAAAAGCUGCUGGCUCUGUUCCACAAUUAUAAAAUAACAAUUUCUUGGUAUAAAUGCUGCAACUGUGCUGUCAAAAAUGACUAAUCAGUUAGGAAAAGACAAUGUUGCCAAAUAUACCGUAUUAAACACAACACAGCUGCAACCCUGAUGGGAAAACUCCUGAUGCUUUUAAUGUGUUUAAUGAUGCCAACAAACAUUGAACAUGUCCUUUAUCUAGUCUCUGGUUUGGAUUAUUGUAGAUCCUGGAACUGUUGGGUCACUGCGACGAUGAUCUGGACUUUGGUGGGGAACACAAGUUUUUAUUUUAACUUUUUUGUAUUAAGUUCUUUCACAUGAUGACUUGGGUAAAAACAAGUAGUGUGGUAUAGUUCACUUUCUUUUGUACACUGUGGAAUAAAUGCUGUUUUUAUACAGAGAAAAAAAUUGUGUCGCCAAUAAAAGAAGAAUGGUGGUUGAUCUGCUUCCUGGACAAACUUCUCAAUAUGGUGGUGGGACAAGACAAGAACAGAAAGGAGUUAAAUGAAUAUGUUAUGGAAAGAGAGGGCUGGGAUUAAAACUGAGAAGGUAGAUAAAAAAAUUAUUAACCCAAAGAAUUAUUAGUUUUAAAAUAGGAACAUGGUCCAGUUAGGUCAUCACAUGAAAAAUGGAACUCCUCAUAGCUGCAUUUUUAGUCUGUUAU
Molecule: messenger RNA, 2723 nt
Organism: Gambusia affinis (western mosquitofish)
Lineage: Eukaryota; Metazoa; Chordata; Actinopteri; Cyprinodontiformes; Poeciliidae
Product: ribosomal biogenesis protein LAS1L-like
Exons: 1
Coding region: 148-1839 (563 amino acids)
Biological process (GO): maturation of LSU-rRNA; maturation of 5.8S rRNA
Cellular component (GO): preribosome, large subunit precursor; Las1 complex
Molecular function (GO): endonuclease activity
Source: RefSeq, a predicted model, not a curated record